Messenger RNA from Colias croceus (clouded yellow), 930 nucleotides. Its product is annotated as ubiquinone biosynthesis O-methyltransferase, mitochondrial-like. Gene Ontology annotation, biological process: ubiquinone biosynthetic process. The record is from RefSeq and is a predicted model, not a curated record. The transcript has 6 exons. Bases 149 to 898 code for a protein of 249 amino acids. Gene Ontology annotation, molecular function: 2-methoxy-6-polyprenyl-1,4-benzoquinol methyltransferase activity. Lineage: Eukaryota; Metazoa; Arthropoda; Insecta; Lepidoptera; Pieridae.
GCGAUAAGGUAAAUUUGUAUAUAAUUUUGGUGAGUAGAUACCAUAGGUAGAUACAAAGAAGUUAUGUAAUUAUCGUGUCAUUCUUGUGUCUCAGUAACUCAGGAGCGCACGCGUUUGGAUUUUAUACAAAACAAUACAAUAUCAAAAAAUGAGUGACAAAAUUGGUCCCACUGUUGAUGUGGUAGAAAUCGAGAGGCAUUCCGAAUUAAAGAAUAACUGGUGGAUGCCCAAUGGUUCUGUGCCUUGUCUUCAUAGCAUGAACGACCUAAGAAUUCCAUACAUUGUUGAUGGAAUAACAGCAUCAAGGACUAUCAUAAACGACGACCUACCGCUCGCUAACAUAAGAAUAUUGGACAUCGGUUGUGGAGGUGGAAUACUGUCAGAGCCAUUAGCAAAACUAGGAGCAAUUGUCACGGGAAUUGAUCCAAGUGAAAGUCUCAUAGAUUUGGCCAUAGAACACAGCAAGAAUUUCGGACCAAACAAGCCAACAUAUUACUGCACCACACUGGAGGAACAUGCUCCUACCCAUCAAAAUCACUACGAUGCCAUAGUAGCAUCAGAAGUCAUUAGCCACUUGGUCAAUAAAGAAUUAUUUUUCAAGUUAUGUGUAGAAACUCUCAAAGCUGGAGGAAAGAUAUUCGUAACUGCCCCAAACCGGACGUGGAUAGCGUACUUUUUAGGAAUAUAUUUGGCUGAGAAUGUUCUAAAAGUAGUUGCUAAAGGACUACACGAUUACGAGAAAUUUAUAUCUCCUGAGGAUGUCUCACGCAUAUUAGAGAAAAACAACUGCAAGGUGGACAAUACCCGAGGUUUAAUUUACUUGCCCUUUUUGCACCAAUGGCAAUGGAUGUAUUUCAAAUCUCUGUGGUAUGCGCUAGAGGCAACAAAAUUGGAAUAAGUUAAAUAAAUAAUAAAAAAUGUGAUAUUUUA